GUGUUCUGAUUAUUAUCCAGGAAGCAACAAGAAAUAGCUUAUGGUUUGGAAGUGACAGUGAGGAAAAUAGAGAAUAAAGUGACCCCUGGGUAAGAGGAGUAGGUGGUUGGGCAGAUAAGAAUCCCCAUGGAGCAUAUGGAAGCCAGUUGGCUUCAGUGAUGUGAUGCUUGGACAGCUGCUGGACCCAUGUCGGGGUCUCCACAUGUCACUGCCUUUGAAGAGAGGCAGGUUAGACGGUCUCUGAGGACACUCUGUUCCUUGGUGCCCAGACUCUUCAGAACAAUUAUCUAAGACUCUCUGCCACUUGAAUCUUAUUUCCUUUCUAUUCAUCCUGUGCUCUCUGCCUUUGUGUGUCUGUCUCCCUUCUGUCUUCUAGUUGUUCUCUUAGAAUCUCAGACCUUUAGGAAUAGAAAGACCCAAGAGAAACCAUCGAGCCCAGGGUUCUCUAGCUCUGGCUUGGGCAUUUUUAAGAGCCCCCAAGUGACUCUAAUGUGAAGCCGGGGUUGAAACACUGAUCUAGUUCAGUCUCUUUAUAGAUGAGAAAAAAAUAGACUCAGAAGUUAAAUGAUUUGGGCACUUUUUUCUACUUUUUUCCUCUGCAAACUUUCCAACACAUGUUUCUUCGUGGAUUUUCCCCCACUAUUGACACAUAGCCAAGGGAUGCCAAGCAGCUUAUCUUAGGUGAAGUAGAUUCAGGAUUUACCUGGUUAAUGCAGUGCCAGGUUUUGAAGGGCCUAUCAUUCUGUUUGAUUUGGGGUGACAUAUCAGGUGAGUCAUGUGCUAAGUUCUCUUCCCAGCUGUCUGUGAGAUGUGUGGUAUCGUGGGUACAAGGGAAGCCUUCUUCUCCAAGACCAAGAGGUUCUGCAGCGUCUCCUGUUCCAGGAGCUACUCCUCCAACUCCAAGAAAGCCAGUAUCUUGGCUAGAUUACAGGUUCCUGGAGCUGCAUUCACUUCAUUCCCCACUCCGGGGAGGUUCAGGAAAACCACCUACCAAGAAAGCCAAAGUCCUGCAUAAAGCAGCCUGGUCUGCCAAAAUUGGAGCCUUUCUCCACUCCCAAGGGACAGGACAGCUAGCAGAUGGGACACCAACAGGGCAAGACGGCCAGACAUUUCCUUCUGAUUGUUUACUCCUGAGAGUCUGGCAGCCUUUGGAGAAGGUCCUGAUGGCCACUCGGGCAGCGCUGGUCUUGGGGUUCGACUGGGGGAAGUUCCUGAAGGAUCACAGCUACAAGGCUGCUCCUGUCAGCUGUUUCAAGCACGUCCCACUCUAUGACCAGUGGGAGGAUGUGAUGAAGGGGAUGAAGGUGGAGGUGCUCAACAGUGACGCUGUGCUCCCCAGCCGGGUGUACUGGAUCGCCUCUGUCAUCCAGGCCGCAGGGUACCGAGUACUGCUUCGGUACGAGGGCUUUGAAAAUGAUGGCAGCCACGACUUCUGGUGCAACCUGGGCACCGUGGAUGUCCACCCCAUCGGCUGGUGCGCCAUCAACAGCAAGAUCCUGGUGCCGCCCCGGACCAUCCACGCCAAAUUCACCGACUGGAAGGGCUACCUCAUGAAGCGGUUGGUGGGCUCCCGGACGCUUCCCGUGGAUUUUCAUAUCAAGAUGGUGGAGAGCAUGAAGUACCCCUUCCGGCAGGGCAUGCGGCUGGAGGUGGUGGACAAGUCCCAGGUGUCUCGGACCCGCAUGGCCGUGGUGGACACGGUGAUUGGGGGUCGCCUACGACUCCUGUACGAGGAUGGCGACAGUGACGACGACUUCUGGUGCCAUAUGUGGAGCCCCCUGAUCCAUCCAGUGGGUUGGUCACGGCGUGUCGGCCACGGCAUCAAGCUGUCAGAGAGGCGCAGCGACAUGGCCCAUCAUCCCACCUUCCGGAAAAUCUACUGUGAUGCUGUUCCUUACCUGUUCAAGAAGGUUCGCGCUGUCUACACAGAAGGCGGUUGGUUUGAGGAGGGGAUGAAGCUGGAGGCCAUCGACCCCCUGAAUCUGGGAAACAUCUGCGUGGCAACCAUCUGCAAGGUUCUCCUGGAUGGCUACCUAAUGAUCUGUGUGGAUGGGGGGCCCUCCACCGACGGCUCGGACUGGUUCUGUUACCACGCCUCCUCCCACGCCAUCUUCCCAGCCACCUUCUGCCAAAAGAAUGACAUUGAGCUCACACUCCCAAAAGGCUACGACACACGCACUUUCAACUGGGACACCUACUUGGAGAAGACCAAGUCAAAAGCAGCUCCAUCGAGACUCUUUAACAUGGACUGCCCCAACCACGGCUUCAAGGUGGGCAUGAAGCUGGAAGCCGUGGACCUGAUGGAGCCCCGGCUCAUCUGCGUGGCCACGGUGAAGCGGGUGGUACAUCGGCUCCUCAGCAUCCACUUUGAUGGCUGGGACAACGAGUAUGACCAGUGGGUGGACUGUGAGUCCCCGGACAUCUACCCCGUCGGCUGGUGCGAGCUCACCGGCUACCAGCUCCAGCCACCUGUGGCCACAGAGCCAACCACACCUCUGAAGGCCAAAGAGGCCACGAAGAAAAGAAAGAAGCAGUUUGGGAAGAAAAGGAAAAGAAUGCCACCGACCAAGACGCGGCCUCUGAGACAGGGGUCCAAGAAGCCCCUGCUGGAUGAGGACCCACGGGCCACAGAGAAGGUCUCGGCGGGGGCUGCUCCCGAUGAGAUCAUCGCUGUGCGCGUGAAGGAAGAGCAUGUGGAAGCGGCCACGCCUGGCAAGGCCCUGAGUCCAGAGCUGCCUGUUUCCAUUGAGAACAUCAAACAGGAGGCAGACGACUGAGCCGCCCCUGCUGCCAGCCUGGCCACCGGGGCGGCCAGCGCAGGCUCCUCUGUCGCCACCUCCCUUCCACCCUCCUCAGUUUGGAGACUCAGCCUUUUUGCAUAAAUACCGCCUGGUGCUGAGGGCCCGGCACUGAAGGAUGAGCCGGGUCUCCUUUGACCUGCCUUGUGACCUCUGCCCUCUGGCAAGGCCUAGUGACUGGGGCUGCCUGGGGUCCCCACAUGGUCGGAGUGGCUCCCUCUCCAGCUGCAGUUCCUGAAGCUCUCCCUUCCAGUCGCCCCCUCCACACCCCUCAGCCGCCGGGGUUGGGGGCUGUGGCCUGGGCUUGCCACACUGCAAGACAAAACAGUGAAGUGUGCGUGCGCCUGUGUGUGCGGCCCAGCACGGCACAUAGAUAAAGGCCUGCAGCCGCUCUUGAGGGGGAGGCCUCGCCUGGUUGGGGUGAGUGGUGUGAUGGUCUGAACAUUUUACCAAGUGGCCUGUCUUGCCUCCUGGGCUGUGCUCUUUGCUCUCAGCUCCGCAGGGACAGCCAUGUCUGUCGGGCAGCUGAGAAGCAGUGACCAGGAUGUGGGUUUCAGUGGCUUGUGAGGCGUCCUUGACCUAUGUUCUAUGUUGGCAGGAGCAUCAGUUCCCAUUUCUAAAAGGGCAGAGGUGGGGUGUGCUCCCUGGCUGGGGGUUUGCAGGGACCUAGCGAGGGGAAGACCACGCCAGCCCGUGCCCCUGGGGGAGCAGCAGGUGUGGGAGCCCCACCUGAUUGGGAGACGACCUCCAGCCUCGAUCUGAACCUGCUCCAGAGGCCGGCUGGGGCCUGUCCUUGUCACUCCCCUUCUGUGAACCAGGGUCAGAGGCACAGGGCUGCGAGGGGAGUGUCAGCCCUUCUGGCGGAGGAGCCCGUGCAGGAGCUCCGGAAGCAGGGAGCAGGGGUAACAGGACACACUUCCUGGUUCCCUCUCCUCUGCUGUCCAAACCCUUAACUCCUUAACACGGGUUUCCCUGCUCCUCUCGGAAAUUACAUUCUAGUUCACCUCCUGUUUGCCCAAAUUAGUCUCCUUUGAAACUGUCUCCUUUCUGAUCAGUCCUGUCUCUUCAUUCGCUCCCCUUUCUGGAACCUAAGGCGGAAGCUGCAGGCCUCAGCCCUUUUCUUUCCUCUGCUGUGGGUAGGGAGCCGCACUGUCAGGGUCCACCUCUAAGGCACAGCUGUGCUGGCCCGGAGUCCAGCUGCCGCCUCUGAGCUGGUCAGUCAGGCUGCUGUGGCCUGUGUUUGACACACGGGGUGCUGUCUGCUUGCUCAGGGCCUGGCUAUGUGGUGUCAUCCCAGGGAUGGGUGAUCAGCCCAAGGGGAGCCAAUUUCCAGUCAGUGGAGAGAACGUGGUCUGCUCUCCUUUUCUGAAGGCAUUAGGCAGCCCCACACGGUGCAGAAACGAGCCCCAGAAAGCUUGUUGGUGCAGCCUGAUUUCUCCAAAAAGCGACUAGAUUUGCAAAUAGCGAAGGCCAAAAGCAGGGACAGACCUGGGUGUGACAGGCCUUGGCAUUCACCCCCAGGGACGAAGAUGGCCCAGGUGUUCCUGUGGCUUCUGGGGAAACUGGAAUCGUAUGACACUUUGGCCUUUAGUUCUUGAAUGAAGAAGUGACGCCUAUAGGUGCCGUGGGCACAAAAGCUCCUGACGGUGGAUUCUGACGGCGGAGCUGAAGGACAAGUUUAGCUGCCACUCAGGCCCUGGACUGGCCUCCCCAGACAGUGAGAUAAUGAAAUCCCUUACUUGCUGAAGUCCAGUUUGUCUGAUCUUUGUUCCUUACAGCAGCGUGUAUUCUGAUAUACCGCCUCAUAGUAACAAUUGCGAGGUGAGUUCACAUGUGAAGAAGCAAUAAAGAAUAAAUGGCACCUGUC
Molecule: messenger RNA, 4665 nt
Organism: Myotis myotis
Lineage: Eukaryota; Metazoa; Chordata; Mammalia; Chiroptera; Vespertilionidae
Gene: L3MBTL2
Product: L3MBTL histone methyl-lysine binding protein 2
Exons: 17
Coding region: 711-2777 (688 amino acids)
Biological process (GO): regulation of DNA-templated transcription
Cellular component (GO): nucleus
Molecular function (GO): zinc ion binding
Source: RefSeq, a predicted model, not a curated record